Nycticebus coucang (slow loris) is the source of this 1437-nucleotide messenger RNA. RefSeq names its product growth differentiation factor 7 (gene GDF7). The record is from RefSeq and is a predicted model, not a curated record. NCBI's taxonomy places the organism in Eukaryota, Metazoa, Chordata, Mammalia, Primates, Lorisidae. Gene Ontology annotation, molecular function: growth factor activity; cytokine activity. Gene Ontology annotation, biological process: BMP signaling pathway; SMAD protein signal transduction. The transcript has 2 exons. Gene Ontology annotation, cellular component: extracellular region. Bases 44 to 1393 code for a protein of 449 amino acids.
GCCACGGAGCCUUCGCCGCCCGCCCGCCCGGCCCACGGAGCCCAUGGACCUGAGCACCGCCGCCGCGCUGUGCCUCUGGCUGCUGAGCGCCUGCCGCCCCCGCGACGGGCUGGAAGCGGCCGCAGUGCUACGAGCGGCGGGGGCUGGGUCGGCCUGGAUCCCGGGGGGCGGCGGCGGCGCGGGCGGCAGGCGGACCCUCGCCCCGGCUGCAGGUGCCCCGGCUGUGCCGACCGCCAAGGUCCCCGGAGCCCGCGUCGCGCGCCAUGCCGCCGGUUCAGCCUUCAGGAACGGCUCGGUGGUGCCGCACCACUUCAUGGUGUCGCUUUACCGGAGCCUGGCGGGACGGGCUUCGGCCGGGGCAGCAGCUGUCUCCGUCUCAGGCCACGGCCGCGCGGACACGAUCACCGGCUUCGCAGACCGGGCGACCCAAGAUGAAUGGGAGGCCGAGACGGGCCAGAGCUUCUUGUUCGACAUGUCCAGCCUUCCAGAAGCUGAUGAGGUGGUGGGCGCUGAGCUGCGCGUGCUGCGCCGCGGGCCUCUCGAGCCUGGCCCUGGCCGCGGGACUGCCCCGACGCUGCUGUUGUCCACGUGCCCAGGCGCUGCCCGCGCGCCGCGCCUGCUGCACUCACGGACCACGGAGACCCUGGACGGCAAGCGCUGGGAGGUGUUCGAUGUGGCGGACGCCGUGCGGAGCCACCGCCGAGAGCCGCGCGUCCGCGGAACGUUCUGCCUCUUGCUGCGCGCGGUGGCCGGCCCGGCGCGGAGCCCGCUGGCACUGCGGCGGCUGGGCUUCGGCUGGCGGGGCGGCGGCGGCGCGGCGGCCGCGGAGGAGCGCGCGCUGCUUGUCGUCUCCUCCCGCUCGCAGAGGAAGGAGAGCCUGUUUCGGGAGAUCCGUGCCCAGGCCCGAGCUCUCGGGGCCGCUCUGGCCGCGGAACCGCCUCCCGACCCGGGACCCGGGACCGGGCCGCUGAGAGCAGUCAUCAGCGGCCGCAGGCGGCGGAGGACCGCGUUGGCCGGGACGCGGGCGGCGCAGGGCAGCGGCGGGGGCGCGGGCCGGGGCCACGGGCGCAGGGGCCGGAGCCGCUGUAGCCGAAAGCCUCUGCACGUGGACUUCAAGGAGCUGGGCUGGGACGACUGGAUCAUCGCGCCGCUGGACUACGAGGCGUACCACUGCGAGGGCGUUUGCGACUUCCCGCUGCGCUCGCACCUGGAGCCCACUAACCACGCCAUCAUUCAGACGCUGCUCAACUCCAUGGCGCCCGACGCGGCGCCGGCCUCCUGCUGUGUGCCCGCGCGCCUUAGCCCCAUCAGCAUCCUCUACAUCGACGCCGCCAACAACGUGGUUUACAAGCAAUAUGAGGACAUGGUGGUGGAGGCGUGUGGCUGCAGGUAGCGUGCGGGCUGGACAGGGGGCAGCCGUGCCGCCAAGGACCCCAG